AUGCAGCACGUGGCCGCUCCGUUACACUAGAGGGCGCCACAUACACACUUUACCCGAAAGUUGCUCAUGGGAAAAGAAGCUUCUAGUUCAUUCAAGGAGCAGAGCAACUUCACGAAAACCAGAGGAAAAUGUCCAACCCGAGUCCAGUGUCCAAACCCGGCAAUGCAAACAACCCGAGGGUUUUCUUCGAUGUAGAAAUCGGAGGUGGAAAAGUUGGCCGCAUCGUGUUCGAGCUCUUCGCUGACGUCGUCCCGAAAACGGCAGAGAAUUUCCGCGCUCUGUGCACCGGCGAGAAAGGGCUCGGAAAAAGCACCGGGAAACCCCUGCACUUCAAGGGAUGUCCUUUUCACCGCAUCAUCAAGAAGUUCAUGGUGCAGGCAGGAGAUUUCUCCAAUCAGAACGGCACCGGAGGAGAGAGUAUCUACGGGGAAAAAUUUGAGGAUGAAAACUUCCACUAUAAGCAUGACAAAGAGGGCUUGCUGAGUAUGGCGAACGCGGGGCCAAACACCAACGGCUCGCAGUUCUUUAUCACCACUGUGCCUACACCUCACCUAGACGGCAAGCACGUGGUGUUCGGGCAGGUGCUGAAGGGCAUGGGCGUGGUCAAGAUGCUGGAGGCCAUCGACACCGAGGAAGAGCAUCCGGUCAAGCCAUGUAUCAUUGCUGAUUGUGGAGAGCAUAAAGCAGGCGAUGAUUGGGGCGUGGCUCCUAAUGAUGGCUCCGGAGACGUGCACUCGGACUUCCCAGAGGACUCGGAUGUGGACUUUAACAACGCUGAUAAAGUCUUGUCCGUGGCGGAGGACAUCAAAACCAUCGGAAACAACUUUUUUAAAGCCCAGAACUGGGAGGCUGCUAUGAAGAAGUACUCCAAAGCCCUGAGGUAUUUAGAGUUAUGUGGCAGUAACGUGGAAGAUGACAGCGAGCAGAAAAAGCUGGAACCCACGGCCCUGAGCUGCAUCCUCAACACGGCAGCCUGCAAACUGAAACUGCAGCAGUGGCAGGAAGCCAUCGAGAGCUGCAAUGAAGCUCUGGAGCUGAAUCAGACCCAUGCUAAAGCUUUGUUCAGGAGAGCGCAGGCUUGGCAAGGCCUCAAGGAGUUCAACAAGGCAAUGAUCGAUCUGAAGAAAGCACAAGAGACUGCACCAGACGACAAAGCUAUUGCAAACGAGAUGCUGAGGGUCAAGCAGAAGGUGAAGGAGGAGACUGAGAGAGAAAAGAAGAUCUACUCCAAAAUGUUUGCGUAAACGAGUCGUGCCGUGUUUUACGUGCCGAUCGACACGUCCUCAUGUCCCUUUACUCAACAUAAUGGCACUUAUGUAGAGAACAUGGAGAAAAAGUACAGCCAGGAAUCUCAGCUCUGAGAAAGAAAUGCAGUUUGAAGGGAGAUAAUAUGCCGUGUGGGAACGUUGUGAACGUGAAGGCCUGACACGUGGCUGCGUAUAGACUACUGUGUGAAAUGUUUAUUUAAUCAGAAACCAGGCUGAAGACUGUUGUUGUAUUUAUUUGUUUUGAGUUUGCUGUUGAUCGGUUUGACGUCCACACAACCAACGUGGUGAUGUUUUAAGAAAUCAAAGAAUAAAACUGCUGCUUGAGGGUUA
Messenger RNA from Silurus meridionalis, 1598 nucleotides. It is a transcript of the gene ppid, whose product is annotated as peptidylprolyl isomerase D. Gene Ontology annotation, molecular function: protein binding; peptidyl-prolyl cis-trans isomerase activity. The transcript has 10 exons. Bases 129 to 1244 code for a protein of 371 amino acids. Lineage: Eukaryota; Metazoa; Chordata; Actinopteri; Siluriformes; Siluridae. The record is from RefSeq and is a predicted model, not a curated record. Gene Ontology annotation, biological process: protein folding; protein peptidyl-prolyl isomerization.